This is a messenger RNA of Aphidius gifuensis, 2759 nucleotides long. RefSeq names its product adenylate kinase isoenzyme 5. The record is from RefSeq and is a predicted model, not a curated record. Gene Ontology annotation, cellular component: nucleus; cytoplasm. Gene Ontology annotation, molecular function: ATP binding; UMP kinase activity. Lineage: Eukaryota; Metazoa; Arthropoda; Insecta; Hymenoptera; Braconidae. Gene Ontology annotation, biological process: CDP biosynthetic process; UDP biosynthetic process. Bases 801 to 2180 code for a protein of 459 amino acids. The transcript has 10 exons.
CAAAGUGUACACGGGUUCUGAAUUAUUGUCAACGUUGAACGUUUUAAUAUCCACUUAGUUUUCAAAUUAGAGAAAUUCUUGUGUAAGAAUAUUGAAUAUACUCUAAAAAGUUAUAUCUACUUAUAUAUUGAUAUACAUUAUAAGUUAUAUAUACAUAUAAAACUCACAUUCAAAUGAUUGAUCUCAAGAGUUAAUAUGAAUCUGAGUUCGUACUUGAAAAUUUGUAACAAAAUCUGAAGUACUGACUGAAGUGAAAAGUUCGGGCUAGUUAUUACAUAUUCAGAAGUUAUUCAAUAUAUAUUUCGUAGAAACAGCUAUAAGUAGCGCGAUAAACGGUCAGGAGUUUUUCUAUUGUCCUGUGCGGCGUAAUAAUCACAAGUGACUUCUAUAUAUUUAUCUGUGAUGAAACACGGUAAAAAUUCUGAAAUACUCGGAGGAGGAUUAGAUUCACAAACGUUUUCCUUCAUAAAUAACAGUACUCAGGAGAAAUCGCUCAAUAUGGGUAUUUGUUUGGAUACUGGCAAGUAUAAAAACAGAAUCGAAAAAUUGUCGCCAAAAAAAUACCUUCCACGCAUUUCUUGAAGAUUGCUUAAUGAAUUUCAACAGGGCCGAUAAAAAAAAAUAUUUUCUUCGAAAUUCAAUCAUCACGCAAUUUUAGUGUAAAGUCCAAAAGUUUUAGACACACUGCACAAUGACAUUCUUGGUUUUUAAGGAACGAUGUGGUGCAAAAAAAAAAAAACUGUCAUAAUAAUUUGACGUGAAAUUUCGUUUCUUUUCAAGGUGGUCACAAAGAGUCUCCGAUGUCGAAUGCUGCCCAGAGAAAUGCUUACAGUAUCAGAAAAAGAAAACAUAUUUCACAUCUUUUAAAAACUUCACAACCUGGUGAAAUUUCGUUACAAACUGUAAGCUCUAUCGAUUUUCAUAUACCAGAAGCUGCAGUUAUAUUUAUCCUAGGUGGACCAGGUAGUGGUAAAGUGACUCACUGCGAUAAUUUGGCCCGAUCAGCAGAUGGAAUACAGCACAUUAAUAUGACAGAUAUUUUGCAACGAUAUUCCCUUAAUUUAGGUAUCCAAGAUUUUGGCCUGCUGAGCAGUAAAACUGUUGCUGAAAUACUGAUGCUCGAAAUGGAAACUCUAUUAGAAACUACGAUAUUUCUCGUUAGUGGGUACCCUAGAAGCAUGACCGAUGUCGUGGAGUAUUCUGAAAAGAUUCAAUACAUGAAUGGUGCAGUUUUGGUAUCUUGGAGGCAGGAAGUGUUGGAGCGUCAAAUCGAUUAUGGUGCUCAACUUGGUAAGGUCAUUAUCGAACUUGCACACGUGGAACUGAGGAACUUUUAUCGGAACGUCAUGCCUGUUGCAGAAUACUUUGAUCAAACUGGGAUAUUGCUACAAGUAAACGGUGAACGACAUCCAGGCGAAGUGUAUGCAGAUUUUCAGAAAGCAGUUUUCCAUUUGAUCAACUUCAAUAAAAGAACAUUGAGUGGAACUAGAGCUCUCCAAACGUUAAAAACGGAGGCUUUCAUAGAUUCAACAAGAACUGCAGGUCUUUUGUCAUCUUCAAUGUCUAGUACAAAUUCUAUGGGAAACAUAAGAAAUAUAACUACAUCUGGCCAGAGUGAAUACCAAAUUGGACUGCCUGAGUUCGUUUGGGUCAUAGGUGGUCCUGGUAGCAAUAAGUCACAGCUAUGCGUUCAUACCGUUAGAUCAUUACCCAACUGGAUGCACAUAAGUAUUGGCAGCUUACUCCGAAAAUUGGCAUUGUCAGAUGUCAUAAUAAAAAAAGCUGUAGAAUCUGGUGAAAUGGUCGCACAAGAAAUAGUCAUGCAAAUAAUCGAGCAACAAGUUUCACUCAACCGGACCUGUAAUGGAAUAAUUAUCGAUGGAUUUCCGAGAGAUCUUAGUCAAGCUGAAAUAUUUGAACACAAGUUUGGGCAAGAACCUCCACUCGUUUUACUGGAUUGCUCAAAAUUAAAGUUGGGAAGAGAAAAAUUAGAUGACAACAUUCCAGCUUUCAGAAAAAGACUCCAACUAUUCAGGAAAAUGACAUUGCCAAUGCUUAAAGUUUUAGAUGAGUGUGGUCGAUUAAUGACUAUUGAUGGCGAUACUGAUGUCUCGUCAGUACAUCACAAGUUCACGACAGUCAUCCAAAAAAUAACUAGCCGGAACAGACAAAAAAAAUGAACAUUAUGUUUCAACUUCCACCUCUUCACUCGAUUUUUUCGCAGUCUAACAUUGAAGAUAAGGCCCCUACAACUUAUUUUUAUACGUAUUUACUGAAUUGGUAAUAUUGUUUAUUUUUGACAGUGGGAAGUUGAUAGUGAAACGAUGAGUUUGAAAUACAUGUUGUAAGGUUUGACAAUUCUUAAGAAAUAAUUAUGGAUCGAGUGGCAAUUUUCUCCAUGGACAAAAAUGCGUUGAAGUUUUCUCUGAGUCGGGUGUCUUGAUUACAUUUAACUUAAAAUACUGAAUGAAAAAAAUAAAAAUAAGAUUCACUUUUUUGAAAAACGUAUCUUCCACACUUUUCCGUAUUUGUAACAUGGGGCAUAAUCACUACCUUACCCAAAGCAACAUAACUGCGAUAGCCUCAGUAGAUUUUAAUUUUUACAUUAAAAAGGAUAGUACAUUAAAAUUUAAUAAACUACUAAUUAGUAUUCAUGAAAAUUUAAAUGUUCAUAAAAGGAAAGAAUGACGUUGGGAAUGCAAUGAACAUGCUAAAAACAUUGGAAAAAAUUAUCUUAUUUCUUACUUUAUUACUGUAUU